AUGGGUCCUCGGCUACUGCUGCUCUACCCGCCUCUUCUCUUCCUAUUCAUCUUCUUUCUCUCUCCUACUUCUGAAGCUUUCCCAGUGUCGUCGCCCCGUCAGAGACAGUACCUGCCACCGCUGCCCGGGUACAUCCCUGUCUACAUACAACACGGCGAGACACCCCCUGAUGUAGAGGCUCUGUCAGACCAGAGUCCUACCCAGGACAAGAUGGAUACUGACGUGGCAGAGGUUCCAGAGAAGACAGACGGCGAAGACUCCCUGGACGACAUUGACAGUCUGCGAGCGCUGAGGGAGAGUGAAGAGUUCAUCGUACAACAGCUGACUGACAAUGUGAGAGCCAAUGAGGUGCGAGGACUUGUGGAGGAGGUACAUGGGCCUAGGCCUUAGGCCAACAACUUAGGCCUAUACCUCGCCCGAGCCAUAGCGUUGGCCUGAAACAUUGGAGCGAGUUUCAAACUCCCAGAAUUUCCCACCGAAGCCAAAAAGGAUUGCCAACUUGUUCAAAGUUUUCACUACGAUUUUAAAUACUGAGCUUUUUCGCUUGAAAUUAAUUAUUCUAAAAAGGUGUACUAUAAUUUGUAAACCCUUUUUCAUGCUGAGACCCAAUGGUUGUGAUUAUUUAUUUAGGAUAGCAAAAUAAAAUAGUUUUAAGUUGUUUCUGAUUUCUUUA
Molecule: messenger RNA, 673 nt
Organism: Macrosteles quadrilineatus (aster leafhopper)
Lineage: Eukaryota; Metazoa; Arthropoda; Insecta; Hemiptera; Cicadellidae
Exons: 3
Coding region: 1-390 (129 amino acids)
Source: RefSeq, a predicted model, not a curated record